AGCGUUCUUGUAGUGCGCUUAGGAGGACCGAGGGGCUCCUGGCGGACAACAUGCAGGCGGGCCGUUGGCUGGUCCCGGGGCUGUCCCUGGCCCUCGGGGCCGGGCUGGGGGCGGGGGCCGUGGCCUGGCUGAAAAGGAAGGCUAGCCCGGGAGUCGGAGGGCUCUGGAGCCGGCUCCCAGUGCUGCCUGUGGCGGCAGCGGCGGCGGGGCCCGUGGUGCCCGCGGGGGGCCCGAGCGAACUCGCCAAGUACGGGCUGCCGGGGCUGGCGCAGCUCAAGAGCCGGGAGUCCUACGUGCUGUGCUACGACCCUCGCAGCCGCAGCGCCUUGUGGGUCAUCGAGCAGCUGAAGCCUGAGAAGCUGCGGGGCCCCGGAGACCGCCAGACCUGCGGCUUCCAGGAGGAUGACUCCGUACACGUCUACCACCGGGCCACCAACGCCGACUACCGGGGCAGUGGCUUUGACCGAGGCCACCUGGCAGCCGCCGCCAACCACCGCUGGAGCCAGAAGGCUAUGGAAGACACCUUUUACCUGAGCAACGUGGCGCCGCAGGUCCCCCACCUAAACCAGAACGCCUGGAACAAUUUGGAAAAGUACUGCCGAAGUCUGACCCAAACCUACCACAAUGUCUAUGUCUGUACUGGUCCUCUCUUCCUACCCAGGAGGGAAGCAGAUGGCAAGAUGUAUGUGAAGUAUCAGGUGAUUGGCAAGAACAAUGUUGCAGUGCCCACCCACUUCUUCAAAGUGCUGAUCCUGGAGGCUCCUGGGGGGCAGAUCGAGCUUCGUUCAUAUGUGAUGCCCAAUGCACCUGUGGAUGAGAAUAUCCCAUUGGAACGCUUCCUGGUUCCAAUUGAAAGCAUCGAGCGGGCCUCUGGGUUGCUCUUUGUGCCCAACAUUCUCACCCGGACGGGCAACCUGAAGGCCAUUGCCUCUGGGGCUAAGUGAAGGCAUUGAGGGCUCUGGAGAGGGACAGAAUAAGGGGCAACUCAGUACAGUGGAUAGAGUAUUGGACAGAGCAAUGGGAUUUCGAGUCCCAGCUCUGCUGCUUGUCAUCUGUAUGACUUUGAGCAAGUCAUUUCCCCAUCUGUAUAAUGCCAGAAUUCCUAGGGCUGGUGGGUACUUGAACCUUCCCUAUGUUUUCCUGGGCAUCCUUGGAGGCUUAAGGGGUUGGGAGGAGUUUGAUUCUCUUGGCUAGAGGUGCCUUCCUCCUGAGUACCUAGGCUUGUCCUUGGUCCUGAUUCUAGGGGACAGAUCUGGCUAGGGCUCUUCAACUCUGUUGGGGGAGAUCUGUCUUUCCUAAGACUGUUUCAGGGGAUUCUUGGGCACCUGAUGUUUGGGUAGGGGAGAGUCAAACAUUGUGGCUUAUAUUUCAUAGAACCUACUUUUAGUAGGCUAGAGGGGAUACCCCUUCUACCCCUUGAAGUAAAAUUUCAUCUUUGUAAUAAAGAAAAGGUUUGCUGCUACUCAUUGGUUGUGAUCUGUGGCCUAUUGGACAUGGAGGGUGGGCAACUAGAUACAUUUAGCUAAGAGGAUCAGAAAAUCCCAAGAACUCUACAGCUUGUUAGAGUCAGCCAGCACCAUUGGGCACCUUCAUCACACUUGGGAAACCCCGCUCUGUUUUCAUCCCUGCUGCCUGGGGCUGGAAGGUCUUUGGGUCUUCUGGCAAAAUCAUUUUGUCUUUUUGAGCUUCAUUUUCCCAUCAGAAAUGAGAGGGUUGGUAAGACAAAAAGAAUUUUUUUAAAUUUUACAGUGUUCAAGCAUAGUUAUGGUAAAAAUUCUAUUUCUCCAAUCUAUACCAAGUUACUAAGAAAAUAUGUAUCAGAAUAACAACAUUUCUGUGGAGGUCAAGGGUAAAUUUAGAGUUGGGUAAAGUAAAAGAAUUCAAUUGAGGAACAAAAGGUCAAGAAUAUCCAAGAAAUAAUGAAAAAGUAGGAAAGAAGUUGGUUUGGUAUUGCCAGAUCUCAAAUUAUUCAAGUAGAAAUGAACAAAUCUGUUUAGUAUGGGACAAAAGAAAAUCUCAGUGGAAUAUAUUAGCUAAACAAGACUUAGAAGGGACACCAUGCUUUAGAAUUUGAUGAACAAAGGACACCAUUCCCAGAAUCAUUUUGGGGAACUUCCUCCAGACCCAGUCCAUUAGCCUUGAAGAAUAAUACUAGCCUUGGCAUUUUCUGGAAAUACCUCUCCUUUUCAGAAUGAGAAUAAGGUUGGGAUUACUGAAUAGACAGUCCUGGGAGGGGGCAAAUGUUAAGUCCCCAAGAAAAGGCAGUUCAAAUUUCUGCUUGAACACAAAGUGAUGAGGGGCUUGCUAUGAUGUGGAGUCAUUUUUAUUUUUGAAGUAAUUUUUUUAUACAAAAAGGAUUGUAUCUUACAUUCUAUGUCUUAAUAGCUCUUAAUGUUCGUGUUAUUGAGCAGAAAUCUGCCUCUGUAACUUCCUGUGAUUGGUUCUGGUUUUACUUUUUUUAAGCUACAAUGAACAAUGUAACUGAUGUUUAGAUCUUUUCUAGGUUAAACAUCCCAAUUCUUUCAACUCUUCCUCUCAAGGGUCAUGGUAUUGAGUUGUCUCAGCAUGCUGUAAAUCACUGACUGAGGUGAUGAUGGGUCCAUCAGCUCAUUUGCAUGUGAAUUAUGAAGGAAAUAGCUGUUAGAUGACAAGUCAAGUAAAUAUUUGGGGACUAUGGAAAAAUUAUUUAAGUACUGGUAGCCAUGCCUGAUAGAAAUACAGAAUUUUAAAAUUUCACAUUUUUGCUCAGAGAUAGAUUACUGUUUGCAAGGAGAUUCUGGUUUGAGGUUAUUAGAAGCAUAACAUUGCGAGAGGAGAGAGGAAGGAUGGGAAAUGAUUUAAUGAAUAUAGAAACAGGAGAGGAGACUGUCCUGAACACAAGGGGAGCUGAUGGGAGCUGAUCCAAGCUGACAGUUGGAAUCUACAGCUGGUCUUUUGGCAUAGAAAUAGUGCUUUGCUGAAAGCUUAUUGGCUGGAGAGAAACAUAAGAUUGCCCUUUAGCUCCUUUUAACCUGAGAGGUGGAGACCUUUUGGAGGCAUUCUAGGUCCUAUUCUGUCCUCUCUUGUUUUAGCAGGGGAAUAGAGGAAGAAAGAUAAGCUUUGCAUCUACUUUGCUAUGAGAUGGUGGCUUUUUGCUAAGAGUUGAUUAGUUAAAACCGAAUCUCCUAUUUGAGGAGCUAGGUGGCAAACUAAGUUUACACAGCUUGAGAGGGGAAAAGUACUUGAAACAGAUCUCUUAGAGCUUUGCAGUUUUCUGGUUUUAGGGAAUUGCUUUUCACUGAAAGAACACUCUUACUAUCCUGUCAAGUGAGCUUGCCAUUGUUUCAGUGACUGCAGAGAGCAGAGAAGCAGUUUUGGUUAGCAAGAGACCUGUGAGGACCAGAUAGCGGGAAAUUUUGCCAGCAGGUGACUUAUGGUGCAGCGGGCACCAUCUCUAAAGAGACUACAGACAUUUUGGCCCACUUUCCAGCUAUGAAUUGCCCUAAACAUGUGGGUUUCUCUAUUCAUAUGCCUCUGCUAAAGUGUUUUUAAAUAUGUGCCCACUCUCCCCCACUAGCACAAUGCAUUGGUGGGAAAGUGUGACCUGGGUUUAUGGAUGGGCUGCUACAUUUCAGACAUUUCUGCUGCUCUUUUUGAGUAAACAUUGAUUAUCUUGCUUUCUGUUGAGUAAAUGUUAUGAUUAUGCAUGCAGAAUAAAUGUUUUGAUUAUUA
This is a messenger RNA of Gracilinanus agilis (Agile Gracile Mouse Opossum), 3711 nucleotides long. It is a transcript of the gene ENDOG, whose product is annotated as endonuclease G. Gene Ontology annotation, biological process: apoptotic DNA fragmentation. NCBI's taxonomy places the organism in Eukaryota, Metazoa, Chordata, Mammalia, Didelphimorphia, Didelphidae. Bases 51 to 944 code for a protein of 297 amino acids. Gene Ontology annotation, cellular component: nucleus; mitochondrial inner membrane. The transcript is spliced from 3 exons. Gene Ontology annotation, molecular function: RNA endonuclease activity; metal ion binding; single-stranded DNA endonuclease activity. The record is from RefSeq and is a predicted model, not a curated record.